This is a messenger RNA of Racocetra fulgida, 159 nucleotides long. The record is from the annotation of a GenBank genome assembly. Lineage: Eukaryota; Fungi; Glomeromycota; Glomeromycetes; Diversisporales; Gigasporaceae.
CUGAUGUGGACAAUGUUGAUGUGGAUGCUGAUGAAGCUGAUGCAGACAAAACUGAUGUGGAUGAAGCUAUUAUAGCUAAAGCUAAUACAAAUAUAAUUGAGGAUGAAGCUACUGUAAACAAUAUUGAUAUGAAUAACGAAGCUGAUGUAGACGAAGUUG